AAAUUAAAUUAUCUUUAUACUUCGUACCAACAUCAUCAUUAUUACAAGUGGAAAUAGCAAUAAGCAAGCGAUUUGUGUGGCAUUUAUUUGGUGUAAACAGUUUUGCAAAUGAUUGAUAAUUUUGUUUUGUGAAUUUGAGGAAAAUAAAGAGCAUAAAAUAUGAAAUAUUUUGAGGUUUUUGCGCUUCUAGUAAUCUUCAUCGAAACAGCAAAGUGUGGAAAAUCACACAAGCGAGUUGUCAUCCACAUCCCAAUGAAAGUCAAGCAUCUUCAUCACACUCACACAGUUUACAAACCAGUUCAUCAUACACUUCCAGUUGUUGAACCCAGUGAGGAUUGGGAUAGUCCAGCUGAAGAAUAUCAUUUUGGAAAUGGAAGGAUGAUUGAGUCAUUGCUGAGCGAUUGGAAGCAACCACAACAUACAUAUCAGCAUAGUGUUGAAGACGAGAGAGACCACGAGUAUCAAAACUUUGAAAAAUAUUUGAAGAAAAUCUCAAAAACUAAGCAAAAGUUGUUGAAUAAUAAGCAUGCAGGAUGGAAUCAGAAGCACAACAGUUAUAAAGUUGCUCAAGAAUAUUUAUCGAAUUUAAAAAGUCAUCCACAGCCAGAAUUCGAUGACUAUGACGACAGAUAUGCUCCAUAUGAUGACGAGGAAGAUUAAAGAAGAAAGCGAAAGUAAAUUUUAUUUUAAAGUCAAUGUUAAUUAUUUUAAUAUAGAGUUGAGGGGGAAACUAUGAUUUAAUUAUUAAUAUUAUUAUAAUUUUUAAAAUAUCAGUACAAUAAUUUAAUCUGAAAAUGAAAGUGGAAAAAAUUAUAAUUUUUUUGUUAUAAAUUUGUUAUUAUUAGGGUUUCUGAAGCCGUUAACGGAAACGGAAAAACGGCUGUUUUUCAGAGAAAAAUAAAAACGUAAAACGGCUGUUUUUUUCUAGCCGUUUUUUCCGUUUUUCUUUUCUAGCUCGUAAAAAUUUUAGGUUCAGAAUAAAAUAAUAUUAACUCCAAUAAUUCUUUCAUACUCAUUAAAUUUAAGUUGUUAAGUUUUGUAACGACUAUUGAUGUUUAAAUAUUUUUAAAGUUUGAAGUAUCCUGUUUUUUCGUUAUAAGCUAGUAGCUUAGAAGAAUAAAAAAAGUGAUUUUUUGGCUCACUAGUAGCUUAGGAACGAGUAGAAGCUUAGUAAAGAAAUUAAACUUAAAUGAAAAUUUUGAAUUUUUUAACUUAAUUAAAGAAAUUUUGCUAUCUUCUCGAUUUUAUUUCAUUGAUAAUGUCAUAAGGCAUUGAGACUGAUACUUAAAAAGUUGAAAAAGAUUAAUUAAGCUUAUUUUUGGUAGUACCUUAGUAAAGAUUACAAAAAAAUUUCAAGUUCAAAAAAACUUUACUAAGCUGGUAGCUUAGUAACGAGUAGUAGCUUAUAACGAAAAAAACAGAGUGUGAAUAAAAGUUUUUUUAGACACAAUACACUGUAAUAAGUUCGUUUUUUUGACAAAAAUUACAGUAUGUGACUAAAACCAUGCAUAAAACACAAUUUCGGUACAAUUAAAAAAACGGACCCGUUAACGGCCGUUUUUUGGAAUAAAACGGAAACGGCCGUUUUUUAAAAAUGCCGUUUUUCAGAAACCCUAGUUAUUAUUUAUUAUUAUUUUUAUUCGCAAAGAAUUGACACCACAAGCAAUUUAUCUCAAUUGCAGGAAGAGAUUAGAGAUGGAAACUUUAUUAAUUCAAUAAUAACACGUCUUGUUACUUUGAUUAUCAC
This is a messenger RNA of Chironomus riparius, 1747 nucleotides long. The record is from the annotation of a GenBank genome assembly. Lineage: Eukaryota; Metazoa; Arthropoda; Insecta; Diptera; Chironomidae.